Messenger RNA from Closterium sp. NIES-65, 1260 nucleotides. The record is from the annotation of a GenBank genome assembly. Lineage: Eukaryota; Viridiplantae; Streptophyta; Zygnematophyceae; Desmidiales; Closteriaceae.
AUGGUUGGGCCAAAAUUAUCCUCCGAAUCCUUCCUUCGCGACUUAAUCGGCGGACGCUACCGCAGAGUGCGGCUAAUCGGGCGCGGAUCGCACGGCACGGUGUGGGAGUGUGAAGACAUCCACACGUCCCUCCGCGUCGCCUGCAAAUCCAUCCCGCACUUGCCGCGCGAUUCGACUCACGCGCAAGCUCCGGUGCGCGUUGACGACAUCUGCACGGAGGUCUGCGCGUUGAAGAAGGUCGGGGGGCAUAUUAAUAUCGUCGGUUUAAUCGAGAGCACGGGCGCGCUCCCGUCGCGCGGAAAGGAUGCUUCCGCCGCGCCUGCUUCCGGGCCUGCCAAGACCGGUUCAACGUCGCUCCCUUCUUCCCCCACUAAAUCCAACCUACGUUCCGCUGCCUCCCCCGCUGCCUCCCCCGCUGCCUCCCCUGCUCUCUCGACCUCGAACGCCGCGAGUGCCCCACCUUCCCCACCCGCCUCCCCUUGCACUCCCCCCUCCCCCUUGCGCAACAAGAGCCCGCGACCCUGCAUGUCCGCAGGCCCCUCUUGCGGUUCCGCCGUUCCAUGCGCUUUUUCCGCGCUCGGCGCGACUUCCGCGCGCGGGGCAAGCGGUGGCGCACGCCUUGGCGGAAGCUUUGGCGCGAGCCGUAGCGCAAGCCUUGGCGGAAGCUCGCCGUUGGGGGAAGAUUACGUGGGCGCGGAGCGGCAGAUUGUGGGGGUGAAACUCGCGGAUUUUGGGGUUUCCGCGAUUCUGAAAGGGGGGAUGCGCGAGCUCCGCCGCAGCAGGGGCGCAGGGACGCCCGCGUAUAUGGCGCCGGAAAUGGGCUGGCGGAAGCGGGGGGGCGGGCGCGGGGAAGCAGAGGGGGAGAUGGGGAACCAGGAGAAUGGGGGUGGAAAGGGUCUGAACGCAGGGGUAAAUAACCCAAGUUCUUCAGAUCUGCCCGAGUACGGCGUGAAGGCGGACGUGUGGAGCCUCGGGGUAACACUGUGCACAAUUUUGACUGCCCGGAUUCCUUCCCAUCCUGUAGACUUUUCAAAACCUGAAUGGGAGGGGGUUUCGGCAGACGCAAAGGAUCUGGUCCGUCGGAUGCUGGUGGUGGACCCGGAUCAACGGCUGAGCUCGUUCGAGGUGCUGGAGCAUCCGUGGCUGAACCAGACGGCCGUUCGAUCGUUGGACCCAGCUGUGCGCUGCCCCCACCUUCUCUCGCCCUCCCUGCCUGGCGAAACCAGUGGUAACCAGGUUACACGGAUCGUCUGCGUGUAG